Molecule: messenger RNA, 4008 nt
Organism: Delphinapterus leucas (beluga whale)
Lineage: Eukaryota; Metazoa; Chordata; Mammalia; Artiodactyla; Monodontidae
Product: protocadherin beta-8-like
Biological process (GO): homophilic cell-cell adhesion
Cellular component (GO): plasma membrane
Molecular function (GO): calcium ion binding
Source: RefSeq, a predicted model, not a curated record
UUGCAUCCAUUUUCAACCCAGAAAAUGUAAGAUCCUCUGAGGACGCGUGGUGGCGCUGCAAGAUAAGGUACAAACCGGAACCGCUGCUGCGUCUCCAUUAACAGGCAAAACUCAACAGCAGAGCCUGGAAGCCCAUGAGAAGCUUGGAUGCCACAGAAGGAGGACUGGGUCCUCUGUAAAGGACUACUCACUGGAAUAUUUCUGAAGUACCUUGUGGAAUAACUACAGACUCAGAAACGUACUGAGGCCUUUACAGCUCAGCGGAACCACCCUCGCCAGAGGCUAUACCGAGCAAGAACAAUGGAGGUUGGCAGGAAGCUCAUUUGCAGACAAAGGCAAGUCUUUUUCUUCUUUUUCUUCUUGGGCUUAGCUCAGGCGGGCUCUGAAUUUAGGCGUUAUUCUGUGGUGGAGGAAACUGAAGGGAGCUCUUUUGUAACCAAUUUAGCAAAAGACCUGGGUCUGGGGCAGGGGGAACUUUCCAGGCGGGGAGCUAGGGUCAUUUCCAAAGGAAACAAACUGUAUCUGCAGCUCGAUCAGGAGACUGGGGAUUUACUGCUAAAUGAGAAACUGGACCGCGAAGAACUGUGUGGUCAGACAGAGCCCUGUAUGCUGCGUUUCCAGGUGUUGCUAGAGAAUCCCUUAGAGUUUUUUCAAGCUGAGCUACAGGUAAUAGACAUAAAUGACCAUGCUCCGGUGUUCAUGGACAGAGAUAUGUUGCUAAAAAUAUCAGAGAGCAGUCCUCCUGGGACUAAGUCCUCGAACGCUCAGGACAUGGAUGUAGGCCGAAACAAUAUUGAAAACUAUACAAUCAGUCCCAACUCCUAUUUCCGGGUCCUCACCCGCAAACGCAGCGAUGGCAGGAAAUAUCCGGAACUUGUGCUGGACAAAGUGCUGGAUCGGGAGGAGGAACCUGAGCUCAGGUUAACCCUCACUGCUCAGGAUGGCGGUUCUCCACCCCGGUUUGGCACCGCUCAGGUCUCCAUCGAAGUCGUGGACAUCAACGAUAAUGCCCCUGAAUUUGAGCCGCCUUUCUAUACGGUGCAGAUCCCCGAGGACAGUCCCAUAGGCUACUUGAUUGUCAAAGUCUCUGCUACGGAUAUAGACAUAGGAGUCAAUAGAGAGAUUUCCUAUUCACUUUUCCAGGCUUCAGAAGAGAUUAGCAAAACCUUUGAGAUCAACGCCAUGACAGGAGAAAUCCGACUGAAAAAACAACUUGAUUUCGAAACAACUCAGUCUUAUGAGGUCAAUAUCGAGGCCAGAGAUACUGGAAGUCUUUCUGGGAAAUGCACCGUUCUGACUCAAGUCAUGGAUGUGAACGACAAUGCUCCAGAAAUCACCAUGUCUGCACUUACCAGGCAGAUCCCCGAGAACUCUCCUGAGACUGUGGUUGCAGUUUUCAGUGUUUCAGAUCUUGAUUCUGAAGAGAAUGGGAAAAUAAGUUGCUACAUUCAGGACGAUCUACCUUUUUUCCUUAAAUCUUCCAUGGAAAACUUUUAUACCCUAGUAACAGAGAGACCGCUAGACAGAGAGACCAGAGCAGAAUACAACGUCACCAUCACCGUCACGGACUUGGGGACACCCAGGCUGAAAACCGAGCACAACAUAACCGUGCUGGUGUCCGACGUCAACGACAACUCCCCCGUCUUCACCCAGACCUCCUACACCCUGUCCGUCCUCGAGAACAACAGCCCCGCCCUGCACAUCGGCAGCGUCCGCGCUACAGACAGAGACGCGGGCGCCAACGCCCAGGUCACCUACUCGCUGCUGCCGCCCCUCGACGCGCACGUGCCCCUGGCCUCCCUGGUGUCCAUCAACCCGGACAACGGCCACCUGUUCGCCCUGAGGUCCCUGGACUACGAGGCCCUGCGGGCGUUCGAGUUCCGCGUGGGCGCCGCCGACCGCGGCUCGCCCGCGCUCAGCAGCCAGGCGCUGGUGCGCGUGCUCGUGACGGACGACAACGACAACGCGCCCUUCGUGCUGUACCCGCUGCAGAACGCCUCGGCGCCCUGCACCGAGCUGGUGCCCAGGGCGGCCGAGGCGGGCUACCUGGUGACCAAGGUGGUGGCGGUGGACGGAGACUCGGGCCAGAACGCCUGGCUGUCGUACCAGCUGCUCAAGGCCACGGAGCCCGGCCUGUUCGGCGUGUGGGCGCACAACGGCGAGGUGCGUACGGCCCGGCUGCUGAGCGAGCGCGACGCGGCCAAGCACAGGCUGCUGGUGCUGGUCAAGGACAACGGCGAGCCGCCGCGCUCGGCCAGCGUCACGCUGCACGUGCUGCUGGUGGACGGCUUCUCGCAGCCCUACCUGCCGGUCCCUGAAGCGGCAGUGGCGUACGCGGUCCCGGCCGCCCCGCUCACCGUCUACCUGGUGGUCGCCUUGGCGUCGGUGUCGUCGCUCUUCCUCUUCUCGGUGCUGGUGUUCGUCGCGGUGCGGCUGUGCAGUAGGGGCGGGGCGGCCUCGGUGAGUCGCUGUUCGGUGCCCAAGGGCCACUUUCCGGGCCACCUGGUGGACGUCAGCGGCACGGGGACCCUGUCGCAGAGCUACCAGUAUGAGGUGUGUCUGACGGGAGGCUCCGGGUUACAUGAAUUUAACUUCUUGAACCCGAUUCUCCCUAGCGGUCUGGUUCAAGACUCUGGGCAGGAGUAGUGCAAAAAGGCAAUUUCAAAUAUAGCGUAGGUUUCAUUAACAGAAGAAUCAGAAAGUUGUCUGGCUACGAAUGCUUUCUUUUAAGUCAAGGCUCUUGAGUUGAUAAAGUAUUUUGUUUAUAUUUUGAUUUUACUUUCUGUCUAGUUAACCCUGCAUGUUCUUUUUUCAUCUGCUUCCUACCUUUUCAAUCCAGUAUUAAUGCCUCUUUCUUUUUCUAAUAGGUGAGUAAAAAUAAAUGCAUUAUCUUUUAAUGAUGAUUUCAAAUAGGUUUAUUUAAGGUAGUCAUUUCAAAUUCUCUAUCCAAAGCAAUGUAGAGAGAGUUCUGAACCACCAAUAUUAUAAUUUACCCUAUUGAAUAUAGUCAGGUAAUAUUCUUUAUAAUACUCCUAAAGCAACUUUGUCUGUGGUUAAUGAAGUAGAUAACUAAAAAUGUUUUAAUAUGUACCAUUUUAAGGUGUAUCAUCCUGUAGGGGCUUAGUACUCAAAUAAAACUUACACAUGUAAUUCAUUUUCUGCUUUGACAUUUCCAACUAAUAUUUCAACACUGUAUAUACUUAUAUUGGCUAAAAUUGGACAAAAAAUGUAGGUUAACAGGUCAGAUUACUGUUAGAUUUGCCUAAAGUGUAUUUAUGACGGAUGACUGAGAAAAAAAAUUAAACAUAGGCAUUUUGAACAACUGAUCGUGCUUUUCCGUUUGGCAUGAAAAGAUUAUUUAAUAAGCGUCUGGUGGAAUGACAAUUUGUUUUUUAACUUCUGAGAUGUAAGUAUUAUCAACCUGAGGGCCAUUUUAAAAAAAUUUCAAGAAAGUACAUGUAUAUAUGCUCUCUAAAUGCUUUAUAGCAAAAGUGGUGUCCCAUCCAAUCCUACUUUAAAAAAAUUAAUAUCUACUUGGCAUUUAUAUGGUGAUAUAUGAAGGAAAUAUUUUCUUUGUUUCCUCUCUUAGUUCCCUCCUUCAGAUUUCAACCUGACAUGACUUAGGAUUAUGUAUGGUCCUUCUGGGAUAAACACUGCCCAACCACAUCAGCAUUCUACCUCCUACAGAGUAAUUAAAAGAAGAUUAGAAGAAUGGGAAGUUCUAAAGGGGAGAGAGCGAUAUCACUGUGAAAGUCUAAAUUAACUACAACUAAGAAUAAACUCUUGAAGCAACCAAACAUUACUUUUUAUGUCUAUUUUGAAUGAAAUAGAAAAAACCCCUUAUUUUAAAGUACAAAAUAUUUAGUCCCCAAUUAAAAAAUCUGAUUAGGAAAAAAUAAAAUUUCUCCUCAUAGGCAUUUUCUCAUCCAGAGGCAUAGAACUUUCCAGAAAUUGAAUACUCAUGACUAGAAGAAAGAGAACUGAAGUUUCUCAAAGAUUUUGAAAAUU